AUGGCCCAAAUCAGCUCAGCCAAACGCGCAUUGGUUAUUCAAUAUCGAUUUCAUGAUAAACUCAGUUUUCCAGCAAUUGCCAGCAAGAUUGAUGGUGUUUCUGCCGCCGCCGCCCAACAAAUCUGUUCUAGAGCCUUUAGACGCGCCGGCACCAACAAUGUCAACACGCUGCUUGAAUAUAGAGAUCCUGCGCCUAGAUCUGGUCGUCCUAGGCGUGUAGAACCUGGAUCUGAAGCGUCAAUUCGAAUCCGAGAAGCAACGCGUGGACAAUACAGGUGGCACCACCAGGUGGAUGCUGCCAACCAAGCGUUUGAGCGCGUACGAAAGGAUCAUACAACAACACAACGCAAGCCACUUGGAACGCUUGAUGCUAAACAAGUUCAUAAUAUCCUUCAAGGAAAAGAACAUUCGCAAGCAGAUCCAAUUGAUUCGAAGCCAAUUCCUCGAAAGCGCACGUUGGAAAAGAAGGCCCUCUCGAAAUUAGACUUAGACGAUCGCAAACGAUAUAUCGAGCUUAUCCUAAGCCUGGAUCCUCACAACACAAUUCUUAUUAGUUGUGAUGAGACGCCUGUUAAUUUUGGAGGCACCGGCCACACGCAUGUAUCUGCUCCACGUGGUGUAGAUAUAUACACAGACGAUGCCCACGAUCCACGGUUUAUCAAGAUGCAAUGGGACGCCGCCAGCAAUGAUGCACGCGUUAAAAGACCAUGCCUUAUUUGGAACUACGAGGAGCAAGAGGAAACAAUAGAUUUAGCGCGAAGAUUGGAUUUCCAGGUGUCUAAAUUAAAGGCUCGAGUGGACCAUAAUAAACACCAAGCAUUAAUUCCUGGCACGCCCCAAUAUCAACUUCUUGUGGAUACAAAUGCCGACAUCGCACGCUAUAAUGCAUCGCUUCCACCUGGCCAACGUGUUGGAAGAAAGCGGCGUAUGACAAUCGAUCGGUUAUUUAAAUAUGAGAAGUUAGAAAGAGACGCUAAAAAGGGGGGGUUAGAUUUUGUUUGGAGGAUUAAUCCAGGAAAGGAGAUCUAUAUUGUUGAGGAUAACGUUGGUGUUCAUUAUAAGGCAAGGCGGUUGUUGGCUGAUCAAAUUCAUGAGCUUGAUAUCAAGUUUCUUGAUACACCAACCAAUUCACCAGACCUAAACCCAAUUGAGCAUCUUCACAAGGAUCAGAAGAAGGAAUUGGCCAGGGCUCGGUUUAACACCACGAGCGCUGGUGCUGCUGUGCAGGCCCAAAGGGAGAAGGAAAUGAUUGUUGUUUGGCAGCACUCAGAAACCUUUGAGAAAAAGGCCUGGCACACAGAUCAAAACACGCAGAACCGGCCUACAGCAAUAGAUACAAAGAUAGCUUGUAAUUUGAUGGUGUUGUGCUCAUUUGAUUGUGGUGGCCGUGCCUCGGUGAUCGCCGAAAAACAACAGACUUUUGCAACCGCGGAGAUGCCUAGAUGCACGUUUAGACUAGAUAUUAUCCUUCUCGCCUACUAUACGGUAUAUACGUUGUCUAGCAUGGAUUUAUGCUGUAUAGCACUACUUCUCCCUCUAUAA
Messenger RNA from Mytilinidion resinicola, 1542 nucleotides. RefSeq lists its product as uncharacterized. Lineage: Eukaryota; Fungi; Ascomycota; Dothideomycetes; Mytilinidiales; Mytilinidiaceae. Gene Ontology annotation, molecular function: nucleic acid binding. The transcript has 4 exons. Bases 1 to 1542 code for a protein of 513 amino acids. The record is from RefSeq and is a predicted model, not a curated record.